GCCGCGCAACAGGAAAUAACUGCGGGCUGCCAAAGGCCGCCCGGAGCGCAAGGGAAGGCGGGGGUCCAGCCUCGCACCCGCCGGGUUAGGUCCUGAGUUCCCGGCUGCGCCGGGGUCGCGGACCUCAGCUUCCUCCCGCCCGCCCCGAGUCCCUCGCCGCAAUCCGGGUACCGCCGGCGACGCGGGUCGGCCCCUUCCGGCAGUCUCCGGCGCGCGGCCUGGCCAUGCAGCUUCUGCAGCUACUGCUGCCGCGGGGGCUGCGGCUCGCGGGGCUCGGCGCGUCCUCCGGCCUGGCAGCCGCGGCCCGAGGAGUCCCCGCCGCCCGCCGCGGCCGCCCGCCCCCGCUCAGCCCCUGCGCGCCGCCCGCCAGCGCCCGGCCCCGCCCCGGCCUCCGCCUAACUCUGGGCCCUGGGCCGCAGCGCCCGGCCGCCGCCGCCGUCACCACCGCCGCCGCAGCCCGCCCUGACGCGCCGCCUCCUCGCGCCGCGACCAUGGAGCACCCCGGAGAGGGAGGACUGAAUCCCAGUGAGUGUGAAAAUAUGACAAGAAAUGAAAUGUCAGAAGAACUUGAAAUGGAUACAGUGGAUUCUUUGAUAGACAUGCCAUUUGCUACUGUAGAUAUUAAAGAUGCUUGUGGAAUCACUGAUGCACCUCAAAUAAAGUUGAAGAGAAAUAAAGAAAAUGAAUGUAUCAAGAGUGAUCAAAUGAAGAAGAGGAAAAAAAAGCAGAAAGAUUAUCAACCCAACUAUUUCCUAUCCAUUCCCAUCACCAACAAAGAGAUAACAAAAGGGAUUAAGAUUCUGCAAAAUGAGAUAAUACAGCAAGAUAAGCGAUUGGCCAAAGCCAUGGUCAGUGAUGGUUCUUUUCACGUUACCCUAUUAGUGAUGCAAUUAUUAAAUGAAGAUGAAAUAAACAUUGGUAUUGAUGCUCUCUUGGAAUUAAAACCACUCAUAGAAGAAAUCCUCCAAGGAAAACAUUUGACUUUGACUUUUCAAGGGAUUGGAAGUUUUGGUGACCGGGUUGGAUUUGUGAAGCUGGCAGAAGGAGAUCACAUAAAUCUACUUUUAGAGAUAGCAGAGACUGCGAAAAGGACGUUUCAAGAAAAAGGUGUCAUGGUAGGAGAAAGCCAAAGCUUUAAGCCUCACUUGACCUUUAUGAAAUUGUCAAAGUCACCAUGGCUCCAUAAGAAUGGAGUGAAAAAAAUAGAACCUGAAUUGUAUGAAAAAUUUAUCAGUCAUAGAUUUGGAGAAGAAAUGUUAUAUCGUAUAGAUCUUUGCUCCAUGCUGAAGAAAAAACAGAGCAAUGGCUAUUAUCACUGUGAGUCUUCAAUUAUGAUUGGCAAGAAACCAAUUGAAAUCCAAGACUUAAUUAACGAAGCUUUGCAUCGAGAAAGAAUGAAAUUGAAGUCCAAAGUGAAACAGAUAAAGGAACUUUUAUUAAAGCCGGAGACUCAGGCUAAAAUUAGGAGGGAGCUUUUUGAAGAAAGACUUAUUCACAAUAAUCAAGGAAAUGAUGUUGAUUUCAGUAUGACUUUGACGUAAGCACUACGUGAUAAAAUAGUUUAUGAUAUAUUUUCAGAUUACUAAAUAGCUCUUUGGUGAAUGCCAAAGAACUGUUCUGGUAGUGUUUGCACAACAGCAAACCAAUACUUGGUAAGGAAUUAACAAUUUCUUGCCAAAUAAUACUGACUUUGUGCCCCCCCCCCCUUUUAGCUAAACUUGUGUCUUAAAAUGUUUUUUUUCUGUAAUGUUAUUUCAUAGAGAUUACUUCUUAAUUAGCUGUUGUGAGAUGUUCCUCGGGUCCUUGCAGGUAUAAACAGACUGUGAAAAAUUAUUUACAGACUAACAACAACAAUACAACUCAAACCCAACACUAUUUUAGGGUCCCCUGCCCUCUCUUAAUCUGAUUGCUGUUGUUAAAUCAAGAUAAGCAUUGUCUCCAUGUUUAUAUAUCUAGUGUAACUUUUAAGGAGAAUUUGAAUGUUUAUUGAACAUUAGUACUUGAAAGAAGAUUUAUAAAUGUAAUAAUUGCAAUUACUGAUUAAGUGAUAUAUGGAUAUAUGGAUAUAUAAUAUCCAUAUGUGUUAUUUUUCACUGAUCAAAAUGAAGUUUGCUUUUUCAUUUCUUCAUGAAUGAAUGUUUUGGACUUUUUUUUAUACUUUUUUGAGGUUAAGGCCCAGGUCUUACCAUAUCCCUGGUAAUCCAAAUUUGUUUGCACUGAUUCAUUUUUAAAGAGCGUUCUUGAAAAAUGUUCUAUAAUGGUGGUUAUUGGUAAUGGCUUUUUCAAGUCAUUGUGAAAUUGCUGCUACUAAUAAAUCAUGACAGAAGGGGAAAUGACUGGACAUCAAAUAUGUAAUCAUUUCAAAUAUAGACUCCACUUUGCUCAUGGAUUUUUAGCUAUUUUUUCACAGGGUAUAUUAUACUGCAUUUAUUUAUAAAUGAGUUUAUGCAUUUUCAUGUCUCUUAAUAAAUGCAUUGUUUUCCCUU
Messenger RNA from Oryctolagus cuniculus (rabbit), 2486 nucleotides. RefSeq names its product A-kinase anchoring protein 7 (gene AKAP7). Gene Ontology annotation, cellular component: cytosol. The record is from RefSeq and is a predicted model, not a curated record. Gene Ontology annotation, molecular function: protein kinase A regulatory subunit binding. Lineage: Eukaryota; Metazoa; Chordata; Mammalia; Lagomorpha; Leporidae.